CGGGCUCGACCCCAAAUCAAUUUAUUUGAAGUUUUUUUUUUUAACACACAGCAUCAUUUAAAUAUCAAUAAUAGACGCGUUGUCAUUUCAUGACGUUUAUUCUCAAAUUCUUUGGUUAUUAUUGUAGUCGUUAAGGUCUAUGAACAUCUUGCUAAUUUUUGUAGCGCUAAUCGGAAACUCGUGCAUGUGUUGUGAUAGCACAAGGCGGGAGGCUCUCCACUUUAUUUCCGAAAUUAAUUAGUUACUUUAUUCACGUUUUAUUCGUCUGAUUCCAUACUCCAGUCUCAAACACUCGUCAUGCCUGGCCUUGAUGACUGGACCCUGACACCACACAGAAUUGUUGAUAGAUUUUUCGAGGAAUGCGGCCCAACUGGAGAGUGGAAGCAAAAGGCCCAGGAAUUUUUUGAAAAUGAAGCAAACAAGCCCUCUGUUUUGAAUCGGCUGCCAUGGAUUAAUGAGACACCUUUGCAUCAUCUGCGAUCAAAUCAAGUGGUGCGAUUCAGAGGAAUGAUACAGGACAUGUUUGAUAAUGAGUUCUACUUUGACAAGUAUGAAGUGAAGGACACGAAAACUGGAGCAGUACGUCUACGUCCUGGCCGUUACAGGGAUAUUGCAGAAUGUGGGGUUGGAGAAGAAAUAAUGAUGGACUCUCCACGUUGUGAAGCGGGAGAUCGGCUGACUUACUAUUGUGUCCCAGUUCCAGGGGAAAACCAGUGGGUUACAGAUAUAUACAAAGAAAGAAAUCCUUGUCUUGAUGAGGGAAGCACUUCUACAAGUAGCUCAAGAUCAAAGCGCUACAUGGGUAGUGAAGAAGAAAAUACUGAAACCUGCCAGGAGUCCUCUGGUGGACAGUUGACAGAGGGCCAGACAGAAAGCAUGGAAUCAGAAACAAAUAGCCUGUCAGGAGAGAACAAACGCAUAAGAACUGGAGGGAACGAAAACAGUGAGAAUGGUGGGCCCAGCACAAGUAAUCCGGGUGUUGCUGUAGACAACGCAACUAAUCUGAAUUUCCCUCUUCCUGGCAUGAAAGGAACUCCAUGUUUGCUAAAGAUAUAUGGUGACCAAAGUCUAGCCUUAAAUGAAGUUAUUGAAGUAGUUGGAAUAUUGUCAGUAGAUCCUGCGCUUGCCUCUAAUCCUGAGCAAGAUGGCUCUGAUGACUGUAUGGGUGCCAUGGAUGUAGAAGAAGAAGCUGCACAUUGUCCCCCUCCUUCAUUAGUUCCUAGAAUACAUGCCUUAACAGUACGCCUACUAAAGCACACCAACCCACUUCUGCCACCUGAUCUCCAUACUAGCACGGAUGCUGUAGAUAAUAUAGGGAACAUGAGAGAGACCCGGGAGGUUUUGCGACAUUUACUGCAGGAAGCUUUCAUGGGUGAUGCACUUGCAGCAGAGCUGAUGAUUGCGCACUUAAUGUCUUCUGUUUAUAUUAGGCAGGAUGUUGUUGCUGUUGGAAAAUACUGUGUCAACUUGUCCGGAAUAAAUAAAGUGCUGCAGGACCAACAGUAUACAACACAUUUGUACCAGUUCCUUAGUACCUUGGUAACCCAGUCACAUUUUCUCUCCAUGACACUAUCCAAUAUGAAUACAAGCACAUUCAUUCCUAAAAAGGACUACAAAGCUAAUCGUCUUGUAAGUGGAAUUCUUCAGUUGAGUAAACACACUCACUUUAUAGUUGAUGAAACUGCCCUCACAGCUGGUCAGUUAGAUUCUAAAGGUGUUCAGAUGACAGCUUGGGCAAUGUUCAUUAACUGGCAGAAAAUAGAUUAUGACUUCCAGUACCACCCAAUUGAACAGCAUACCAAUAUUCCUGUUCUUAUCUUGUCAGAAGGAAAAUCAAUGAUAAUGAGUGAUGCACAAAUUCGACUAAGUCCCACUCACACUGAUGUUGCUUCAGCUUUUUGUCGCAUUGAAUCAAAAUUAACUACAGAUAUUUUGAGAAGAAUAAGACUUUAUUUAACUGCUGCUAGACUCAUUGAUUAUGAACUUUCUGAAGAUAUGCAAAAGAUGGUACAAGAUGAUUUUGUUGAGAGUCGCAGAAAUGAUAAUAGCAUUAAUGCUGAGGAUCUUCACAACCUUCUUAUACUUGCCAGAUUGAUAACUGUGAGCUGUGGUGAAAAAGGCCUAACACUGGAUGUUUGGAGAAGUGUUAAAAUUUUAGAAAAUGAAAGAAAAAUGCGCUUGACUUCCACUAAUUAAGGAAGCUACCAUGUAUAUAUGUUUUAUUUUUUUAUAACUAUAACCAUUAGCUUACGCUUUUGAUAAUUCAUACUUUUGUACACUUUAAAUGAAAAUCAAAAUACAAAA
This is a messenger RNA of Macrobrachium nipponense, 2304 nucleotides long. RefSeq names its product mini-chromosome maintenance complex-binding protein-like. NCBI's taxonomy places the organism in Eukaryota, Metazoa, Arthropoda, Malacostraca, Decapoda, Palaemonidae. Gene Ontology annotation, molecular function: chromatin binding. Gene Ontology annotation, biological process: DNA-templated DNA replication. The record is from RefSeq and is a predicted model, not a curated record.